UCAGUGCUCGUCGAAUUCAGAGCGUAGACUCUGGACUUGUCUAUCGGUGCACCGAUCCUUCUUGCUCCACUACUACCGCCCCCUCUUUCAAGCUUCACCAUGGCAUGGCCUCUCUCUAUGCACGAGGUACAUCCUGCCGCAGACUUCACACAACAGACUAGCACGCUUCCGUUGACCGUCCCGAGUGCCAUUUCCCAACCCGCCUUCCCCGGAGAGAGUCAUGACGACGAAGCGAUCUUGGAUUCAGGGCUUGAGGACGACUUUUCAGACUAUGCGGAGGAGCUAGCGAGUGAUACUACAUCGUUAGACUCCGAGAUAACAUCGUAUCGCUAUGAAAAUGGACGGCGAUAUCAUGCCUACAAGGACGGAGCUUACUGGGCACCAAAUGAUGAUAAACAAAAUACACAGCUAGAUAUUGCUCACCAUAUGUUUACAUUAUUGUUGGAUGGCAAGUUACAUUUAGCACCCACAGGGAAUAGCAUUCAGAGAGCACUUGACAUUGGCACGGGUACUGGGAUUUGGGCCAUUGAUUUUGCGGAUGAACAUCCCUCUGCCGAAGUCAUCGGUACGGAUUUGUCACCUAUUCAGCCAAGCUUCAUCCCCCCCAACCUGCAAUUCGUGAUUGAUGAUGCAUCUGAGGACUGGAUCUAUCCUGCGAACUACUUCGAUUUGAUUCACACCCGUACCUUGUACGGAGCAAUUGCGGACUGGCCGCAAUUCUACCGCAAAGCCCUCAGACAUUUACGUCCUGGAGGAUGGUUCGACCAGCUAGAGAUGUCCAUACAAUUCCGAUCAGAGGACGAGACAUUAUCAGAAGAUCAUGUGCUGGCGGUCUGGUCGAAGACGUUCCUUGAGGCAGGCGAGAAACUAGGGAAAACUUUCCGUAUUGCUGAGCUAGCUGCUGGCUAUAUGCGAGAGGCAGGCUUUCAGAAUGUUGUUGAGCACCAGUACAAGUUGCCGGUGGGUCCGUGGAGCAGAGACAAAAGGAUGAAGAGUCUCGGGAUGUGGAAUCUAGUUCAUUGCGAGCAUGGCAUUGAGGGCUGGGCUAUGGCGUUGCUUACGCGAGUAAUGAAGUGGACCUUCGCAGAAGUACAGGUUUUCUUGGCGCAAAUGCGCAAAGGUCUGCGGGAUCCAAAUGUUCAUGCGUACUUUGAAGUUGUCGCAGUUUAUGGUCAGAAGCCUCCACACACCAUCUAGCACAGACAUUCAAUGUAUGUGGAAUAUACCGUAAGUUCCAAAAUAGUAAUUGCCAAAAUCUCAUGAAUCGACUCCGAAGCGUACCUAGACGGCGUUGAAUAUUUGUACAGUUGCUGGUCUCAGGCACGUGAAAGUACCAGGGACAUUGGGACACUGUUGAGCUUGCAGUUCCAGAAGGACGGGCAAUUCACUAUGGGAAUAGUACGCCUUCUAAAAAG
This is a messenger RNA of Aspergillus uvarum CBS 121591, 1415 nucleotides long. RefSeq names its product class I SAM-dependent methyltransferase. Gene Ontology annotation, molecular function: methyltransferase activity. The transcript is spliced from 10 exons. NCBI's taxonomy places the organism in Eukaryota, Fungi, Ascomycota, Eurotiomycetes, Eurotiales, Aspergillaceae. The coding region runs from base 100 to 1197 and encodes 365 amino acids. The record is from RefSeq and is a predicted model, not a curated record.